UUGAUGACAAGAUGACUCUUUCACGAGAAAUAAAUGUUGAUGAUGACGAGCUGCUGGAUCAGAUGAUCGAAGGAAUUCCGCUGGAAAGCCUGCGUGUACAGGCGCGCAUCCAAUGCUUUUCCGACCCAACGCACAUGCUACGGGCCUUUGCCAAUGUGCGUCUACCAGUUCGACCAAAAAUGAGUGAUGGCCCAGAGAACAAGUACGAAGACAAUGUUCGCUGUGCCAACUGCAACUGCAGAGGCCACUUCGCCAAUGUCUGCAAGAAAGCCAAACGCGAACGAGGCUCAUGCUAUGCUUGUGGCAAACUUGGUCACCUUGUUGCACAGUGCCCUGAGAGGAAGAGCGUCGUCAAAAACAAUUAUAAUGCCUAAUAGACUCAGGAAGCCCUGUCUCAUUAAUUAAGAUUUCACUUAUCGACGAAAAAAUUAUAUUGGAUUCAGUUAACG
This is a messenger RNA of Scaptodrosophila lebanonensis, 449 nucleotides long. RefSeq names its product zinc finger CCHC domain-containing protein 7-like. Bases 12 to 374 code for a protein of 120 amino acids. The record is from RefSeq and is a predicted model, not a curated record. Gene Ontology annotation, molecular function: zinc ion binding; nucleic acid binding. The transcript is spliced from 2 exons. Lineage: Eukaryota; Metazoa; Arthropoda; Insecta; Diptera; Drosophilidae.